Molecule: messenger RNA, 3581 nt
Organism: Galleria mellonella (greater wax moth)
Lineage: Eukaryota; Metazoa; Arthropoda; Insecta; Lepidoptera; Pyralidae
Product: putative protein tag-278
Exons: 6
Coding region: 537-3455 (972 amino acids)
Source: RefSeq, a predicted model, not a curated record
UAGUUAGUGAACAAAUAUUGACUGAAAUGAUGAUGAUAAAUUGAAUUAUUAUACAAUCAGAAGUCUCUCACAGGUAGUUAGAUGCACAGACUCGCCACAACAAGGUUCCAUUUACCCCUUAAGACAAAAAAGCACUAGACUUAGAAAAACUAUAACUGCUAAUGUAAUUCAUAGAACCAAGGUCACUUUCUCCUGUGAGUCCAACAAUGCUUCACCAAUGUCUAUAAAACUAGUCUUGUCGGAAAUAACCUGAGUAAAAAUAAAAUAUCGGCAGAGAUUCGUCGAAGCGUUGCGUUGGCGGAUAAUAUUGAACAUGUACUUGCUAUCGCACGUCGGUCGCUGCGCCCCGCAUCUACGUAGCUGAUGAAGGAGCUAUUUUGGGAAACGUCUGCCUCACAGUAUACGCGUGCUAAUCCAACAGUCAACAGUUCUUUGUCUUAUUAAAACAUAUUACUCGUUACCUAUUUUAAAGUCGCGCACCCUCAACCUCAUUUCAGGCGGAUGAAAGUGCGUCUUGUUUAUAAAAGUAUUCCAAAAUGGGAAACGUACUCAGUAGUGCUUCAGCAAGGGUACGUGCAACCGAAAACGUCAUAAGUGAAAAUCAAACAAUGGACAAUAUGUGUGAUUCUAACGAAACAAAAAUAAAUGAAGACAUUGAAGAAUUCUUCGAUACUAUUGAUGAAAAUGAAUUAAUUAAUGAAGAGAAAAUUCGUGCAAAAGCCAAAGAAGACGAGAUGAUUGAAUUCCACAAACAGCUGGAUAUGAAAAGAGAAUUAAGAAAACAAAUUUUGGCUCGGCAUAGAACUGAAAAAGAAGAAUUAGAAAAAUGUUUAGAAAAUGAGAGAAAAUCUAAGUUGGAUUUAUAUGAAAGUAAUAAACAGCUUCGUGAGAUUCUGAUUAAAAAUAAUAUUGAAAUACCUGAACAACUUCAAGAGAGUCAAGAUAAUUCAGAAUUAACAAAUACGAUACUCCAAAUGAAAAAUGAAUUCGAAAAAUUAAGAUCCAAUAAUAAUAAUUUAAGAAAAAAUUUAGCGGAAUCGAAUAGUGCACUACAAAGCGCAUUUUCUGAUAUUGCAGAUUUAAAUUCACAAAAUACAGAGUCAAUUAAACAUAUUAAUGCAUUAAAAGAAGUUGUAACAGUUAGCAAAACAAUGAUAAAUCUUCGUGAACAACAGUUAAACGAGUUAAAAGAUAAACUAAAAGAAAUAGAGCGGUCACUAGCUGAUAGAGAAACAAAUAUGUUGUCCACCGAUUUAAGACAAGAAUAUGAACGCCAAUUGCAAAAUAUUCGAACCUUGCGUGGUUUAUAUGAAGAACGUGCUAGAUUGUCGGAAGUUACAAGACUGGGCUUAGUCCGUGAACUCGAAGAGCAGAAAAUACUACAUCAAGCGGAAUCAAAUAAAUGUAAAAAUCUUGCUGCCAAAGUGGAAGAACUAGAAACAACUGUGGAUUCACUACAUGAAAAAAUCGAUAAUAAAAACGUUCAAAUAACUACUUUGCAAGACGAAACACGUGGGCUAAAGGCUGAAAUGUCCGUUGUAAAUAAGUUAUUCUCCCAAGUGUUACUUGGUUAUAAAACCAAACAGGACUUGGAUAAAUUAGUUCAUCGUCUUGAAGAAAAUCACGGAUUGUUGACUCAUAUGGCAGAAAAAGAAAACGGUUCUGAAGCAUCUACAGCCUUACCAAAACUUCUUUUGGAACUAGUAAGUCAGGUCGAUGAAGGGGAACAAAAAAUAGUCAAUGAAGAAAUAGAAAUAAAAGAAUCACCAGAGAUAUCUACUGAAGAUACAGAAUCUGUAAAUACAUCGAAUACAACACCAGAAGAGAUUGUACAAAAUCUUCCAAAAGUUUGGAGAGUAUUAAUGGAGCUCUUGAGUCAUCAAAACGUUACUGAUGCUAACCCUUCAGAAAAGGUCACAACAUGUUAUAAAUCAGUAGAAACAAAAUCAGGCUCUGUAUUAGUACCAAGUGUUAGUCAAACUUAUAUCAGACUAAAAGAUUUAAUAAUUGAAAAGUUAGGACUGGUCAAAGAAGUUAAUAGAAUGAAACAACUUAAUGUACAUUUAGAGACCCGUCUAGAAGAACAAGAACGAAGACUGUGUCUUGUCACAGCUGAACUAAGUAAAACUUGGCAUGUCGUUGGGAGACUACGCCGACAUCAUCAUCAAUUGCAUACACAUGAAAAAAUUCUAAAAUAUGAAUUACAACAAAAAAGAAAACUACUUAAUGAAUUGAAAGAAGAACUAGAAUAUUGUCGUGAAAAAUGGAUUCAGGCUCGUGAAAAGAAUUCUCAAUCAGAAAGAGACUGGAGAAAACUUAGAGCUGAAUUUUCAAGCAGAAAAACUAAAUCAGGUUCUCCUUCACUUAAUAAUUCCGCUGAAAGUGGCUAUAGUGACGAAAGACCUUCAGAUGACUCAUCUGAAUCCAAUGAUGAAAGUGAAUAUAUAACAGAAUCUCUAUUAAGAUGUAAGAAAAAUAAGAAAUCUUUUGAAACUAUAUUGGAUUCCAGCACAGAUUUCAAUCCAGCAGCUGAAAGAGAGGAUCCAGUUAGUGAUAUGCUUGAUGUUGCCGAUUUACCUUUGGAUAAUCAAGAUGAUAGUCACAGUGAAGAUGUGUUUAAAAGUGAAGCAAGUAAAACUUGCGAAGAGACUGAAGAUGAAAUAGGUGACAUAAACGAUUCAUGUAUUGAAGAAACAUCUCAUAAUAGUACGACUAGUUGUAUAGAUGUUGCUUCUAAUAAUAUUGAAGAGAAUAUUGGACGAUCCUCACAAAUAGACCCGUCUAAUAUAUCAACAUUAAUAGAUCCCAAGGAAAUUUUGAAAAAUAUAAAAUUACAAAAUGAAAGACUUGCUAAAAAAGAUGAAAGGUUGGAAAGUUUAGAGAAAAACAGUGCAAAAUUAGUAAAGAAAACACAAGAUACGGCCAAAUUUAGUGAACAAAUAAACAACACAUUGGAUGAACUUAUCAAUCGACCUACAACAAGCGUAUGUGCUGUAAGUAAUGACCAUACGGUUAUUGACUCUAAAAUAAGAAAUGAUAGUCCGAACCUUCAGAAUUCAGAAUGCGAUUGUCGUGAAGUUUUAAAUAGUACCUCUAGCAAUCUUACUGAUGAUGAAGUCCUAAAUAAAGAAAAGCUUGAUAUACUUCAGUCUAUUCAGAGAGAAAACCAACCAGACAUCCCAAAACUAACUAAUGAUAAUGCCGAGCCUUCAACAUCUAGUGAGAUAAACCAUGAGGCAAGAUUUGCUGCAAGAGACAUACGUUUAAAAAGAUUAGAAGAACAAACAAAAUCACUUGUUAAUAAAGUAAACAAAACAACCACUAAAGGUGUAAAAAUACAUUACAAAUUGGAAGAAUUACACAACAUUUAUGGUUCUGAAAGCUCACGUUCUGGGACACCGUCUGAAGAGAACGAAGACAAUGUUCAGAAUGACGAAAAUGCCUCUGACGUUUAAUAUGUUACUAAUUAUUGUAAAAUGAAUAUUAUUUAGCAUAUUUUAAUUAUGAUUAAUUAAUUGGUAUCUAUUAAUGUAAAAAUAAAACUAUAUUUUUAAUUUACAAUAAAUGUAUUGAAAAUUCAA